This is a messenger RNA of Serendipita indica DSM 11827, 1500 nucleotides long. Lineage: Eukaryota; Fungi; Basidiomycota; Agaricomycetes; Sebacinales; Serendipitaceae. The record is from the annotation of a GenBank genome assembly.
AUGCUCCUCCAAUUCAUCCUCCUCUCUGCCGCUACAGGCAUCCAACAUGUACUAUCAACUCCCCUCUCCACGUCUCCGUUUAUCGGACGCAGACAGCAGGCGACAAUGCCGUUGGCGCCGUUUGUGACGCCGUCGACGCCUCAUCUCAUCAACAACUCGUACAUUGUCAUGUUCAAAUCAGACAUUGACCCCGCUGCAAUGCUUAUGCAUCUCAACUUCCUCGAGUCUACCCACGCAGAGGAUCCCCUGAGCACAGACGCCGGUCUCAAGCACGUCUACGACGGCCCAAAGACAAAGGGUUAUGCAGGCUCCUUUAGCGACAAGACCGUGGAGCGCAUCCGUGCACAACCAGAGGUUGAGUACGUCGAGCAGGACCAGCUCGUCUGGGCAUCCGAGAUGACUAUUCAGAGAAACGCUCCUUGGGGUCUCGCCCGUGUUAGUCAUCGCGAGAAGCUCAAGUUCUCAACACUCGGCAAGUACGAAUACGAUGCCGACGGAGGAGAGGGCGUCGACGUCUAUGUCAUUGACACGGGUAUCAACAUCAAGCACGAAGAAUUUGAGGGCCGCGCACGCUGGGGAAAGACGAUGCCAGCAAACGACGUUGACGAGGAUGGCAAUGGUCAUGGUACUCACUGCGCCGGAACCAUCGGAUCUCGUCGUUACGGUGUUGCAAAGAAGGCAAACCUCAUCGCCGUCAAGGUCCUUGGCUCUAACGGCUCUGGAUCUAUGUCUGACGUCGUCGGUGGUGUCGUCUGGGCGGCCAGUGAGGCUGCAAAGGCGGCGGCCAAGGCGCGUGCGGAAUAUGCAGCCCGGGGCUUUACCGCUCACAAGGGCUCCGUCGCAAACAUGUCUCUCGGUGGUGGCAAGUCCAAGGCGCUCGAUGAUGCCGUCAACAAGGCUGUCGACAGUGGAAUGCACUUUGCCGUCGCGGCAGGCAACGACAACAGGGAUGCAUGCAACUAUUCGCCCGCUGGUGCUGAAAAGGCAGUGACCGUUGGUGCUUCGACGAUUGGAGACGACCGCGCCUACUUUAGCAACUGGGGUACCUGUGUCGACGUUUUCGCUCCUGGUUUGAGUAUCUUGUCGACUUGGAUUGGCUCAAAGACCGCCACCAACACCAUCUCUGGCACUUCGAUGGCUUCGCCCCACACCGCUGGCAUGCUCGCGUAUUUGCUCUCGCUCUAUCCAUCCGAGUCGUUUGACCCUACCACCUCUACGUUCAACUUUGAGAUGGCCGGUCAAUUCGCCUCGGUUGCCAAUACCGACUCGCCCGUCGCUGGUGUCUUUAGCAUCCUCCGCAAGCUCGCUCCCGGUUGGUUCGCUCCCGAGCAGAAGCAAGUCGAGCACAAGGCUGAUUACGACGUUGCUGCUGUCCCCGGUACUCUGAGCCCCAAGAAGCUCAAGACGGCAUUGCUCGUCCUUUCGACCCCAGACGUUCUCAGCGACUUGCCAAAGGGCUCCCCCAACCUGCUCAUCUUUAACAAUGCGACCAGCUACUAA